Molecule: messenger RNA, 4104 nt
Organism: Capronia coronata CBS 617.96
Lineage: Eukaryota; Fungi; Ascomycota; Eurotiomycetes; Chaetothyriales; Herpotrichiellaceae
Exons: 2
Coding region: 1-4104 (1367 amino acids)
Biological process (GO): mRNA catabolic process
Cellular component (GO): P-body; exosome (RNase complex)
Molecular function (GO): RNA binding; 3'-5'-RNA exonuclease activity
Source: RefSeq, a predicted model, not a curated record
AUGGCACAAUCAGGUGCAGGCGGUGUGCCUGGCCCUUCAGGGCGCAGACUACAUAUUGCCCAUCGCCGCAGUCCAUCUGAACUGACGCCACUCAUGAUGGAACAACUUGCUCUUCAGCAACAGAUUGAAUUGCUCCAACAACAGCAGCAACAGAUUGCUGCCACACAUCAGCAAUACGUGAAUAUGGGCAUGAUACAGCAGCCUCUGCAAGGCAUGCCUGGCUACUCGCCAAUCCAAGGCCAACCUGCUCUGGCAAGCAUGUCUCCGAACAAUACCAGUUUCCAAUUCCCUCAACUCCAACAGCAGAUGGGAAUGGCGGGCCAGCCCCCUACUCAGCCUGCAGCUCAUCGAAGAAAUCAAUCCGCCCUUCCAGGCAUGGCGAUGGGUCCCCCACCAGCGCCGUCUGCUGGCCAAGCUUAUGGCGAAUUCAAUCAGCAAGCCAUGGGCCAAAACCGCGAGAACAGUGGUGGGCGCGGAAGAGGAGGGUCUUCACAAGGCGGACACGCUCGACGUCAUUCACUUGCACUUCCCGAAGCGAAGAAAGCCGCAGAACUUGCAGAAAAGAAGAGAACAGCCGCAGGCUUUCAAUUCCCAAUUCCUGGAGCUGGUGGCACGGUGGAAAGUCCUGUCGCGGCCACUCCAUCGGACGACAAGUCGGCAACCACCACCGGUCCGCAGGGACUGGGUUUGCAGCGUGCUGGCAAUGCCAGAGUUAUGGGUCAUAGUCGUAGUCAAAGUAUGGCUACUGCGGGCGCUCGAGGAAGUGGUGCGGCUGGCCGCGGUGGUGCUGGUGCUGGUGCCGGUUUCCAAUUUCCAGGUCCGAUGGGAAGUGCCGACGCCCAAGGUCAAGGCAAUCAGUCGGACCUGCAGCGUCGUGGAAGCCAAAGUAGCCAUACCAGACAGGGAUCACGAAAUUUUGACGGCAACUGGCGCCAGCACAACAAUCAGCAGAACAAUGACCAACAGCAGCAGCAAAUGGGUCAGUUCGGCCAACCACAGGGUAUGGGCGGGGGCUUUCAACCAGGCCACCGAGUCCGCGGAUCGAUGAAUCAGUCCAUCGGUUCAAUGAGUGGGUUCCAAUACCCCGGGCAGCCACAGUUGGUUCAGCUGCCUCAAGGACAAAUGAUGUUACCGCCGCAGAUUUUUGCUGGUCAACAGCUGAACGCCUUGCAGAUGGCACAACUCCAGGCCAUGCAAGGUGCACAGCUUGGCGGAUUGCAGGCAAGCCAACAUGCUCCACCUAUGGGUCUGCAACAGCAACAACAGCAGAGAAAGACGCUGUUCACCCCCUACCUUCCCCAAGCCACUUUACCUGCUCUACUGAAUGAUGGUCAGCUCGUUGCAGGUAUUCUGAGAGUCAACAAGAAGAACCGUUCCGACGCAUAUGUCACAACCAGCGAUCUGGAUGCGGAUAUUUUCAUUUGCGGUAGUAAGGAUCGCAAUCGAGCGCUAGAGGGAGACUUGGUUGCUGUUGAGCUGCUCGAUGUCGAUGAGGUCUGGAGUCAGAAGCGUGAGAAGGAAGAGAAAAAGAAGCGCAAGGACAUCACGGAUACACGGUCAUCGGGCAACGCUCAGAACGGCAAAAGUGACACCGCCUCGUCUGGCGACACACAGUCCAUUGCACCCGAUGGUAGUAUUCGACGACGAGGCAGUCUACGUCAACGACCAACGCAAAAGAAGAAUGACGAUGUGGAGGUUGAAGGGCAGAGCUUACUUCUCAUGGAAGAAGAAGAGAUCAGUGACGAGCAGAAACCACUUUAUGCUGGCCAUGUCGUGGCGGUCAUCGAGCGUGUCGCGGGGCAGAUGUUCUCAGGUACCCUCGGUCUCUUACGUCCGAGCAGUCAAGCUACCAAAGAAAAGCAGGAGGCAGAAAGACAUGCUCGUGACGGCCACAACCGAUCUGAGUCUCGUCAACAAGACAAGCCAAAGAUUGUGUGGUUCAAGCCGACCGACAAGCGGGUGCCCCUGAUUGCGAUUCCUACCGAACAAGCUCCACGAGACUUUGUCGAUAAACACAUGGACUAUGCCAACAGAAUCUUCGUGGCAUGUAUCAAGCGUUGGCCCAUCACCUCUUUGCAUCCUUUCGGUACACUCGUGGAGCAACUGGGUGAAAUGGGAGACCUUCGCGUCGAGACCGAUGCUCUCCUUCGCGACAACAACUUUGGCUCUGAUGAGUUUUCGGAUGCGGUUUUGAAAAGUGUGGGAUGGGACGACUGGUCUCUCAACUCUGAGGGUGAGGAGGCUUUGGCUGGUCGCCGGGACCUCCGCGCCGAGCGCACUUUCACUAUCGAUCCCAAUGGUACCAGUGAGCUCGAUGAUGCCCUCCAUGUCAAGCCUCUUGGUGAUGACCUGGUUGAACUCGGUAUUCACGUCACGGAUAUUGCUCACUUUGUGAAAGCGAACUCUUUGGUCGAUCGAGAGGCCAAGAAGCGAGGGACUGGGGUUUAUCUUGUGAAUCGUGCAGUUAAGAUGCUGCCGCCGAAACUGUCCUCCGGUGUCUGCUCACUUCUACCUGCAGAAGGUCGUCUCACCGUCAGUGUGAUAUUCAAUGUCCACACCGAAACAGGCAAGAUCGAAGGAGAACCGUGGGUUGGCAAAACCAUUGUUCAAAGUGCCGGCAAGCUGGCAUACCGUGAAGUUGAUUCCGUCAUUAAGGGAGAUGGCAACGUCCAGCUGGAAGGUGCCACGAUCGAGGAUAUCAAAACUUUGCAUACCAUCGCCAACAAAUUCCGCGAAGCCCGGUUCGGUCAUCGAUCAGCCAACAUCUCACCGCUACGCUUGCUCUAUCAACUCGAUGACGAGAAUGUGCCCGUUGAGCAGAACAUUUUCAACAGCUCUGCGGCACAUGAAAUUGUGGAAGAAAUCUGCUGCAAGGCCAAUUUCUUCGUGGCACAAAAGAUUCUCGCCGCAAUUCCUGACAAGGCUCUCCUUAGACGACAGGCACCUCCUAAUCCGAGACGCCUUCUCACGUUUGCUGACCGAAUGACCCGUGCCGGAUACGAGGUUGACACCAGCAGCAGUGGCACUCUGCAGAACAGCCUCUUCCAAGUGGAGGAUCCUGAUGUACGCAAGGGUAUGGAAACUCUCUUGGUCAAGACUUUGCAACGAGCGAAAUACUACGUUGGCAACCAGGUCGCAGAGGAUCAGCGUCAGCAUUAUGCUUUGAAUCUACCCAUCUACACCCACUUCACCAACCCUAGUCGUCGUUAUGCCGACAUUGUGGUCCACCGUCAGCUGGAAGCGGUCCUUACGAAUAGCGAGUUCACCGAAGACCUGGAGAGCCUGGCCAAAACUGCUGAGCAGUGCAACAACAAGAAAGACUCCGCCCACAGUGCACAGGAACAGAGUGUGCACAUCGAGUCGUGUCGACUCAUGGACAAGAAGAGCAAGGACCUUGGAGGUGAUCUGGUCAGUGAGGGCAUUAUCAUCUGUGUCUAUGAAUCGGCCUUUGAUGUCCUCAUUCCGGAGUAUGGGUUCGAGAAGCGCGUUCAUUGUGAUCAAUUGCCCUUGAAGAAGGCCGAAUAUCGCAAGGACGAGAGAGUUCUUGAACUCUAUUGGGAGAAGGGCGUGCCCUCAUCUGCCUACGUUCCUGAAGAUGAGCGACCUCGAGCCUCAGCUAGUACCAGAGGUCCGAACAAUGCACGAGACUCGGAAACGGCGAAGGAUCGUGCCAAAGAGCGCUUCGAAACACAGCGAAAGCAAACCGAGAGUAAUACGAUGUCGACCGACGACGUGGAGGCUCUAUUUGACGACGAGGAUAGUGCCUCUGAAAUCACCGAAAUGGCAGCAGGAGUCUCGCUGAAUCCUCCUGUUGACCGCUCCACUCAAAGCCUUCCACCGUCUCCAAACCGCAACGGAGGAUCUUCUCAAGGACCUACACGAACACAAUCCGACUCGAGAAUUGCCAGAUCCGGUGGUGACCUCCCAGAGGACCAUUUGUCAGACAAGGAGAAGUAUCUCAGCUACUUCAAACUUCGAGAAGAAGGGGGUGAAUACAUCCAGGAUGUCACUGAAAUGACCCGAGUGCCAGUCAUCUUGAAGACUGACCUUAGCAAGAGUCCUCCAUGCUUGACCAUCAGAUCCAUGAAUCCAUAUGCCUUGUGA